Aspergillus saccharolyticus JOP 1030-1 is the source of this 5591-nucleotide messenger RNA. RefSeq names its product actin cortical patch component. Gene Ontology annotation, molecular function: structural constituent of ribosome; protein binding. Gene Ontology annotation, biological process: translation. NCBI's taxonomy places the organism in Eukaryota, Fungi, Ascomycota, Eurotiomycetes, Eurotiales, Aspergillaceae. Bases 109 to 5472 code for a protein of 1787 amino acids. The record is from RefSeq and is a predicted model, not a curated record. Gene Ontology annotation, cellular component: ribosome. The transcript has 9 exons.
CGGCUCUUGGCGUACCUCCCGAACAGGCGAAAAUCGAUUUCACCUCAGCUUCACAUUCGAUCUCUCCGUUUGAAGGCAAUCAACGGAUUGAUCUGACUUUUCACCAGCAUGGCUUUACCACUCUUCUCAUGGUCACAACUGCGCAUCGUCGGCUCGACACUCAGUGCUGUGUCUGCUCGUCGCUGGAACUCGACCGCUGCCUCAAGUGCUGCCUCGACCGCUGAGCGAUCUUUCCAACUCAGUACCGACCACCACGUCUCGCGGCCGAGGCUUCGUCGAGCAACCCGUCGAGCUGCUUUCGACGAGCAGAAGACUGCCCACGAAAGCCGACCCCUGGAGAAGUUUCAGUCUCGUCGCUGGCAGGCCGGUGAUAUUUAUGCUCCUCAUGAUCUCAGUCCUGCGCAGAUGAGAGAAUGGGGCGAGCCCCGCUCACCGCCCACCGAUAUCUUCGUUUCUCUGAACUUGAAUCCUUUAAGUCUGUACAAGAACUUCUCGAUCAUGUCCGAAUACAUGUCACCUAUGGGCCGGAUCAAACACCGCCGCGACACGGGUCUGCGUCCAGUCAAUCAACGAAAAAUGAGCAAGGCUAUUCGUAGGGCAAUCGGGCUUGGGUUAAUGCCCAAAUCAAUCUGGGCUGCCAACCCCACCACUACGAGGGGUCAGCCCACCCAGCUCUCGUCGGACGCCAAAGGCGAGCGCCUUGCAUAUGCGGCGAACAAGUCCAUCUUCUUGCGCUCCAUAGACAACCCGGCCAUCGCCAGGCAGUAUACUGAACACAAGGCCCAGACAACAGUCGCCCGCUUUUCUCCUUCUGGAUUCUAUGUGGCCAGUGGAGAUGCGACCGGUAUUGUGCGUGUUUGGGACUGUGUUGGAGACGGCAUCACGAAAGGUGAAUAUAGCAUUGUGAACGGCCGCAUUAAUGAUCUUGCCUGGGACGGCGACUCGCAACGCAUAAUUGCAGUUGGCGAUGGCAAGCAGCGUUACGGGCAUUGCAUUACCUGGGACAGCGGUAACACAGUCGGCGAAAUAUAUGGACACACCCAACAGAUCAACUCUGUUUCCAUCAAACAGCAGAGACCGUUGCGGGCCGCUGCUGCGGGUGAUGAUAAGAAUCUCGUCUUCUAUCACGGCGCACCUUUCAAGUUCAAUACAGGUAUCCGAGACAAGCACAUCAACUAUAUCUACGGUGUUGGCUUUAGCCCCGAUGGCUCAACAUUAGUCAGUGUCGGUGCUGACCGGAAAAUCUGGCUAUACGAUGGAAAAACCGGUGAGCCGAGAAGUCAAAUUGGGGAUGGCGAGCAUAAAGGAAGCAUUUUUGCUGUCUCGUGGGCUAAAGAUUCGCGCAAGUUUGUGACUGCCAGUGCUGACAGAACCGUGAAGAUUUGGGAUGUAGAAGCGGGUAAGGUUACACAGAGCUGGGAACUAGGAGAAGAAGGAGCGUCAAACAUCCGAGAUCAGCAAGUUGGUGUGGUAUGGCCUCCAGCGAGAAGUGACAACCUACUCAUCAGUCUUUCGUUGAGCGGGGACCUGAAUUACCUCGUCGAAGGCACUCCCAAACCCCGGCAGAUAAUCCAGGGCCAUCAAAAGAACAUUACAUCCCUAGUCCAGUUCAGCUCUGGUAGCGACACAGAGACACUAUGGUCAGGUAGCUUUGACGGGAGGGUCUGUCACUGGGAUUUGCCCACGGGAUGUGCGGAAGAAGUGGAAGGGGACGGACAUACGGCCUACAUCGCCGGGCUCGCUCCGACUCGGGAGGGCACCGGCCGCAUCUACAGCGUCGCUUGGGAUGAUACGAUUCGAUCCGUUGAUCUUGGUGCCAAAACUUAUACUGGCAUCUCGGCCAAAUUGUCUGGCCAACCCAAGGGCAUCGCAACCGCGAAGGACAAGAUAGUAGUCGGGACGACCGAGAGCGUGGAGAUCUAUCAUGAUGGGCAAAAGUCUGCUGAAUUCAAGCCCCAGUUUGCCGUGACCACAGUCGCAGCCCAUGGUAGUCUUGCUGCCAUAGGUGGGGAGGACUCCUCAGUCCUAAUCUGCGACAUUUCAGCCCAGGGUUUGACCCCCAAGACCGAGUUCAAGGCAUCACGGAACGCGAUCUCGGCAUUGGCGUUCUCGGUGGAUGGUUCGCUUCUGGCCGUUGGGGAUACUCGGGGCCGCGUGCUGGUCUACCAGGCUACUGAUGGUCAAUUGGUCACUGACCGGUGGACAGCGCACACCUCCCGAGUUACCUCAAUCGCUUGGAACGAGGACAAUACCCAUGUGGUCAGUGGAGGGCUUGACACCAACAUCUUUGUGUGGAGCUUGACUAAACCAGGAGACUGGCUGCAAGUAUCGAAUGCCCACAGAGAAGGUGUGAAUGGAGUUACUUGGAUUGCGGGAGGAUCCAAGGUUGCCUCGGCUGGAGCGGAUGCAGCAAUUAAGCUGCGAUAUGCGACAUUUGUCCUACCGCGGACCGGUCAGCGCCUAAAAGGUCUUAUCCAUCUACGGAAUCCGGGUUCAGGGUUGAAUGGCAGUAGCGAAGAUGAGGAGCGCCGAGCGCUUCUGAGCGGCGAGAUUGUUACUUCUCACAGCAGGCUACCUGCGCGUCUGUGGGGUAAAGUCAAGAAGAUAGGCCCGCAAGCGCAUGGAUUCCUCUCAUCAGAACUGGGAAUCGGCGUCUUGAAAUGUAGUCUGGCUUAUCUGCUCGGCUCCCUCGCGACCUUUGUGCCCGCUAUAUCCUCAUUCUUGGGCCAUCAAGAUGGCAAACACAUGGUGGCCACAGUUACAGUUUACUUCCAUCCGGCGCGCUCGCAAGGGAGCAUGUACAAGGCCUUGAUCUGUGCUUUCGCCGCGUUCCUUUACGCCGCUCUCGUUUCUGUAACCAGCAUGUUCGUCUCGAGGUUCUUUCAGGACACCUUAGGCAUGUUCCUCCUCGGUCACGCUGUCGUCUUGAUCGUGUUUUGUGGAGGAGGUCUGGGCUUCAUUGGAUGGACAAAACAAAGGCUUGGCGAUCCUCUUGUCAAUGUCGCUUGUUCUCUGGCUUCUCUUUCUACCAUCACGGUGUUGACAAAGGAAGGCGCGGUGCAAAGUGGUGAUCUGUCAUUUGCAAAGAUCUCCCAAGUCUUAAAGAUGGUGGUGAUGGGCGUAACUGCUUCCAUGGCAGUGUCCUUCUUGAUCUUUCCGAUAUCGGCGAGAAGGCAGUUGCGAUCAAACCUCACCACAGUCACAGAAACCUUGGCAACCAUGUUGGCAUUGAUCACUGAGAGCUUUCUAAGUGGCUCGGAAGAGGAGCUUCAAACGGCGGAAUUUCGUGAAACCGCCGCACGACAUAAAAAAGCAUAUGGUCAGCUGGACAAGCUUGUGCGUGAAGCAAAAAUGGAGCAUUUCGUUGUAGGCACAGAAAAGGAAUACAGAUUGGAGAAGACAUUGGUCCGCUGGGUCCAAGACAUCACACAUAACCUGGGCGGAUUGCGCAGUGCUGCUCAUCUGCAAUUCCAGCUGCUCAAACAAACCAAAGCUGUUGAGACUGCCUACCAGGGGCCAGAAGAUUUGAAUUUUGGACUCGGUUCUCUUCCGCUACCUAGUCCAUGGUCAUUGCAGGAAGAUCGUCCGCUCCUGGAACCUAUAUAUGAGAGACCGGAAGAAGAGUUAUUGGAAGCAACGGCUGGGGCCGGGUACGAUGCUUGUGCCGAAAAUGGUGUUAGUACUGGAGAGGGGCAGAUCCUUCACCCGGCGGACAUUUUUGCUAUAUUUAUUAGCCAUCUGGGGCCCUCGAUGAGGUCUCUCGCCUUCACCUUGAAGGAGAUAUUCCGCGACAUUCCUUUUAAGCCGGAAAACGACUAUCGAGUAUCAAUCAAUAGCCGAUACCGCUCGAGUCUUGAUCGGGCGCUGGAGUUAUACCGAGAUUCGCGAGAAGAAGCGCUCAAGACCAUUUAUCGGCAACGAGAAGUUCUAGGGAUUCAGACGCUGGCAGUUGAGGCUGAUCUGGAGGAGGUGUCUGCUAGCUGCGGGCACUUCAGUUUUUCAUUGCUUGAAUUUGGGGAACAGCUGAAAGAGCUUCUCGCCAUUCUCGACGAGCUGCAGCUUGAGAAUGAGGAGAGGCCAAAUGGCCGAUCAUGGAACUGGCUCAAGAUCUGGCGCUGGACCUCAGACCUGACAACAAAGGAGGAAAGAUUGGAUGUCACACUGGAGCAGGCUCAGUUGGGCGAUACCAGUAUCCCCAAGCCGCUCGGGAGUUCGGCUCUAUCAUCCAAUGCCAUCGCAACAAGUCCUGCAAAGCAACGACUUGGGUAUCGCUUGUGGCGUUCCCUGGGCGUUUUUCGCCGGGACGACACCAAGUUUGCGAUCAAAGUCGGCACCGGCGCUGCGCUUUAUGCUUUACCCGCGUUUGUUCCGUCCACUCGACCAGUGUAUGGCCACUGGAGAGGCGAGUGGGGUUUACUUUCAUAUAUGUUGGUUUGUUCCAUGACCAUUGGAGCAUCGAACACGACGGGCUACGCUCGAUUUCUCGGUACUUGCUUGGGCGCCGGUUGUGCUAUCCUCUCAUGGUAUGUCACCGGUGGAAAUGUGUUUGGUCUCGCAUUUCUAGGCUUGCUCAUGGCUAGUUGGAAUUUUUACAUUAUCAUUGUGCGAGGUCAGGGGCCGAUGGGCAGAUUCAUUAUGCUAACAUACAACCUCUCGGUGCUCUACGCCUAUUCACUUGCUCAAAGAGAAGGAAGGAAUGACCAAGAUGAAGGAGGAGACAGCCCCAUUAUCACCGAGAUUGCCCUUCACCGCGUAGUCGCUGUCUUAUCGGGCUGUCUCUGGGGCAUCAUUAUCACACGGAUGAUCUGGCCGAUCAGUGCGCGAGAGAGGCUGAAAGAUGGACUGAGUCUGCUAUGGCUUCGCUUGAGCUUGAUCUGGAAGCGUGGGCCCUUGUCCACUAUGGCCAACCCACAGGAGUCUGCCGGAUUUAUGAGCGCCCGGGAGAAGCUAGAGGUCGAACGGUUCUUGUCACACCUGGAGUCUCUGCAAGUCUCCGCCCGUUCCGAGUUCGAGCUAAGGGAAGCGUUUCCCGAUGCUAGCUAUGGUAAUAUUCUUCGUCGGACCCGCAGCAUGGUGGACGCCUUUGUAGCCAUCAACCUGGAACUGCUCAAGAAUAUGACGGCAUCCGAGGGAGAAUUAUCGAUCUUGAGAUACACUGUGAAGGAAAGGCAACAGCUGUCUUACCGGAUCAGUCAUUUGCUGACAGUUAUGGCCUCUUCGAUGAAGCUGGAAUAUCCCUUGAGCGAUGCUCUUCCCAACGUCGAGCACGCCCGGGAUCGACUCCUGGCGCGUCUCUUCCACUAUCGUAAAGACCCCGAAGCAAGCCGGACGUCGACCGACGAGGACUACGCCCUAUUGUAUGCAUAUGUCCUAGUAGUGGGGCAAUUGUCUUGUGAGAUUGAAGCUAUCCUCCAGGAAAUAGGUCACCUUUUUGGAGUUUUGGAUGAGGAUGCCGUGAAGUUGUAUGCUUAGAUAUUGUUGACGCGAUGGAAACAGGGACUGGGAGUGUACGGGCACAGGGAACAGAAUCGCUGGUGGGGGGUCAAAAAGUAGUAUUCAAGAAGAAAAUCAAUUUAAUCAAUUAGAUACCG